AUCUCGCAAUGUUUUUCACUUUUCAAUAAUUGAUUUUCUGCCGCCGUGGAGGAGGAAAAAAAAAAAGUCCCAAUUUGGAAAGUGGUAUGACGACGUCGGUACGCAUAGAUGACUUCAAACAUUUGAGAAAGCAGGCAGUUUUGUUCCUAUCGCAAGAUCUCUUUUCACUACUUGAACAUUUAACAAUGACUUUACAUUAUACCCUUGUGUUUGGCCUUAUGGUCACCGAGAUGGUUGCUUUUGUUCUCCUAAUCCUUCCUUUGCCCGCGCACUGGAGGAAAUCUCUCUUUCUAUUCAUCUCUCGAUCGCCUCUGAUCUCCAAGAUUCAAUACUGCCUCAAGAUCUCUUUUGUCGGCGUCUUAGUUCUUUUCAUCGAUGCUGUUAACCGCCUUCAAAACACCUUGGUUUCUGAGAAUAUGGAUGGUCAGGCCCCUGGAGCCGUUCCCGUCGCCCAAAACCUUCAAAUGGACAGCUCUUUUGCUGCUCGAAAGUUCUACGCUCAACGAAACAUCUACCUUACUGGAUCCACUCUUCUGUUGUCGCUCAUCUUGAACCGCACAUACAGUUUGAUUCUCGAAUUACUUGCCGCUCAGGAAGCUGUCGCCGCUGCUCAGAAUGGAGAAGUCAACGACGGUGAAAUGACUCGUCUCAAGGCAGAGUUGAAAGAGCUUCGUGAGAAAGACAGUGAUGUUGCUGGCUUCAAAGAAAAGGUGAAGAAGCAGGCUGAAGAUUACGAGACCCUUGCACGACAACGCACAACUCAAAAUGCAUAAAUCAUGUAUCUACUACUACCAAAUAAACUCAUUGAUAGUCAUUUUUUAUAACGUACCAACCAAAUCUACUCUAUUGAGCUCUACUCUGCAGAGCCUGUGGGGUAAACAACAAAAGGAA
Molecule: messenger RNA, 891 nt
Organism: Umbelopsis ramanniana AG
Lineage: Eukaryota; Fungi; Mucoromycota; Umbelopsidomycetes; Umbelopsidales; Umbelopsidaceae
Exons: 8
Coding region: 87-773 (228 amino acids)
Biological process (GO): endoplasmic reticulum to Golgi vesicle-mediated transport; intracellular protein transport
Cellular component (GO): endoplasmic reticulum; endoplasmic reticulum membrane
Source: RefSeq, a predicted model, not a curated record